CGCGCAGGCGCUAGCUUCCUCUUUUCCGGUUGGAACCAUGGAGGGUGCCGAAGAGAAGAAGAAGAAGGUUCCUGCUGUGCCAGAAACUCUUAAGAAAAAGCGAAGGAAUUUCGCAGAGUUGAAGGUGAAGCGCCUGAGGAAGAAGUUUGCCCAGAAGACGCUUCGAAGGGCAAGGAGGAAGCUUAUCUAUGAAAAGGCUAAGCACUACCACAAGGAAUACAGGCAGAUGUACAGAACUGAGAUCCGCAUGGCUAGGAUGGCCAGGAAAGCUGGUAACUUCUAUGUACCUGCAGAACCCAAACUAGCCUUUGUCGUCAGAAUCAGAGGUAUCAAUGGUGUUAGCCCAAAGGUCCGCAAAGUGUUGCAGCUUCUUCGCCUUCGCCAGAUCUUCAAUGGCACCUUUGUAAAACUCAACAAGGCUUCCAUUAACAUGCUGAGGAUUGUGGAGCCAUAUAUUGCAUGGGGCUACCCAAACCUGAAGUCAGUAAAUGAGCUAAUCUACAAGCGUGGCUAUGGCAAAAUCCGUAAGAAGCGAAUUGCUUUGACAGAUAACGCUCUGAUUGCUCGAUCUCUUGGUAAAUAUGGCAUCAUCUGCAUGGAAGAUCUGAUUCAUGAGAUCUAUACUGUGGGGAAACACUUCAAGGAAGCAAAUAACUUCUUGUGGCCCUUCAAGCUGUCCUCUCCACGAGGUGGAAUGAAGAAAAAGACAACCCACUUUGUGGAAGGUGGAGAUGCUGGCAACAGAGAAGACCAGAUCAAUAGGCUUAUUAGAAGAAUGAACUAAGGUAUCUACCACAGUAUUUUUGUACUAUGGUCAGUUAAUAAACAUUGACUGCUGUCAAAUUGAAA
This is a messenger RNA of Jaculus jaculus (lesser Egyptian jerboa), 849 nucleotides long. It is a transcript of the gene Rpl7, whose product is annotated as ribosomal protein L7. NCBI's taxonomy places the organism in Eukaryota, Metazoa, Chordata, Mammalia, Rodentia, Dipodidae. The record is from RefSeq and is a predicted model, not a curated record. Bases 38 to 784 code for a protein of 248 amino acids. Gene Ontology annotation, biological process: maturation of LSU-rRNA from tricistronic rRNA transcript (SSU-rRNA, 5.8S rRNA, LSU-rRNA). The transcript is spliced from 7 exons. Gene Ontology annotation, molecular function: RNA binding; structural constituent of ribosome. Gene Ontology annotation, cellular component: cytosolic large ribosomal subunit.